CUAAAAACCUUUACUAUGAAAAAUAUGAAACACAGUACAUGUUGUGUAACUUGUGUUGCCAGACAGUUGGCGGUAACUGCUUGUUAGUCAACAGAGGCUUCAGCAGCCUGAGCCAUGAGUGAGUUUCGUAUACAUCAUGACGUCAACGAGCUGCUCAGUCUGCUUCAUGUGCGAGGAGGUGAUGGAGCAGAAGUGUAUAUUGAUCUACUGCAGAAGAACAGGACACCAUAUGUCACCACAACAGUCUCUGCACACAGUGCAAAGGUCAAAAUAGUAGAGUAUUCAAAGACGCCAGAGGACUUCCUAAGGAAAUAUGAGGAGCUCAAGUCAAAAAAUGUCCGCAACCUAGACCCACUGGUCUACCUCCUAUCAAAGCUUAGCGAGGACAAAGAGACACUCCAAUGUCUGCAACAGAAUGCCAAAGAAAGGUCUGAAGCAUCUGGUAAUGCGACAUCAAGUACAAGCACAACCUUUGCUAUCCCUCCAACUAGCACCAAGAUGUCAAUGCAGGAACUGGAAGAGCUGCGCAAGAAGCUGGGGAACGUCACUGCCAGCUCCAACGUGCCCCAGUCGGCUGAAGUCACACGAAAGAUGCUAAGGGACAGACACAACAAAAAGAACCCCACUCAGCCCAACCCGGUGUUUCCAAACUGGGUGUAUGACCGGCCUGCUCUGAUUGGGGACUUCAUCACCGGUACCACACCAGCAGGAGACCCAGCAGUGGCCAUUGGUACAAUGCCCCUGCCAGCUCAGGAGCAUGCGCUGGUUGAAGAUCUGUUGUUUGUGCUGAUCGGUGUGGACGGCAGAGACAUCACAGCCCAGCCUGUCCUCGGGAGGCAGAACCGCUCCUUCAUCGUUGACCCCACCCUUGACAUGUCCAUCAAGGAGCUGGUCAAUAGGAUAUUACCAGUCUCCUCAUACUACUCUACUAUAACACGCUUCACUGAGGAGAAGUCGUCCUUUGAGUAUGGCCAGGUGAACCACGCCCUGACGGCGGCCAUGAGGACCCUGAUGAAGGAGUACCUGAUCCUGGUGACCCAGCUGGAGCACCUCCACAGGCAGGACAUGCUCUCCCUGCAGAAGCUCUGGUUCUACAUCCAGCCCACCAUGAGGACCAUGGAGAUCUUAGCCUCCAUUGCCUCCUCGGUGGACAAAGGAGACUGCAUGGGUGGGUCGACGUUGAGCCUCCUUCACGAUCGUACCUUCAACUACACUGGAGACAGUCAGGCCCAGGAACUGUGCCUCUACCUCACGAAAGCAGCUAGUGUCCCUUACUUUGAGAUACUGGAGAAAUGGAUCUAUAGAGGCAUCAUCAAGGACCCUUACAGUGAAUUCAUGGUUGAAGAGCAUGAGCUACAGAAAGAGAAGAUCCAGGAGGACUACAACGACAAAUAUUGGGAUCAGCGGUACACAAUCGUACAGCACAGAAUUCCAUCCUUUCUUCAGAAAAUGGCAGACAAAAUUUUAAGUACAGGGAAAUACCUCAACGUGGUGAGAGAGUGUGGCCGGGAUGUGACUUGUCCCGAUGCUAAGGAGAUCCUCUACACACUCAAGGAGAGAGCCUACGUGGAGCAGAUAGAAAAAUCCUACUACUAUGCCAGUAAGGUCCUUCUAGACUUUCUGAUGGAGGAGAAGGAGCUGGUCGCACGACUUAGGUCAAUCAAGCACUACUUCUUAAUGGACAAGGGAGAUUUCUUUGUCCAUUUCAUGGAUCUGACGGAAGAGGAGCUGAAAAAGCCAGUGGAUGACAUCGUCCCUCCCAGACUGGAGGCCUUGCUAGAGCUGGCUCUGAGGAUGAGUACUGCUAACACAGACCCAUUCAAAGAUGACCUGAAGAUUGACCUGAUGCCACAUGAUGUGAUCACCCAACUGCUGCGGGUGCUGGCCAUCGAGACCAAGCAGGAGAAGGCCAUCAUCAAUGCCGACCCCACCGAGGUGGCCCUCAGUGGCCUGGAGGCCUUCUCCUUUGACUACAUUGUCAAGUGGCCGCUGUCACUCAUCAUCAACAGGAAAGCGCUGACGAGAUACCAGAUGCUGUUCCGACACAUUUUUUACUGCAAACAUGUCGAGAGGCUGUUGUGCAACGUGUGGAUCAGCAACAAAACAGCCAAGCAGUACGCCUUGCACAGGGCCAAGUGGUUUGCAGCAGCGUUUGCCCUGAGACAGCGCAUGCUGAACUUUGUCCAGAACAUCCAGUACUACAUGAUGUUUGAAGUUAUGGAGCCCACCUGGCACAUCAUGGAGAACAACUUGAAAUCUGCUUCCAACAUAGACGACGUGCUGUGUCAUCACACCAGCUUCCUGGACAACUGCCUGAAGGACUGCAUGCUGACCAACCCAGAGCUACUCAAGAUCUUCUCCAAGCUUAUGUCUGUGUGUGUCAUGUUCACCAACUGCAUGCAGCGCUUCACCCAGAGCAUGAAGCUGGACCAGGAGAUGAACCGUCUGUCUCUGGAGCAUGGCACCAUGAAGGGUCCUCCCACCCAGAGCGAACGCACCGUGGAGCAAGAGAGGAAGAGGCUUACCUCGAAGUUCCUAGCAGAGCACGUGGAGGCCCUGCAGUCAGACUCAGGCUUCGAAGCCACCAUCAGCAAGUUUGACAGCAACUUCAGCACACUGCUCCUGGACCUGCUGGACAAGCUCAGCGUCUAUAGCACCAAUGACUGUGAGCACAGCAUGAUUAACAUAAUCUACCGGUUGGAUUUCAACGGGUUCUACACAGAGCGCCUUGAGAGGAUGGCUAUAGAGAGAAGUCAGAAGGCUGCUGCAUAGCACUGUCAAAGUGUGCAUGAUGGUAACCCACGCAAUAAGUAUUUAUUUAUCCUACUCAUGCCCAUAUAAAAACCACCUUCAAAGACGACAUUUCUCCCCGUAUCAAACAUAAAGCUGUCAUCAAACAUAAAACCAUAGAUAUUAAUGUGUUUUGAAAACGUCUAAGGUGUUUCCUCCUUUACCUUAAGAGGGGCAUAGGAUUAAAUAACCAUGAACUGUAUGCAUUUCGCUCGGAAGAUGUAAAAGAAAACCUGGACCUCUAUAGGGGUAACUUAUUUUUUACCUCGUGUUUUUUUUGGUGUGUUUUCUUGUACAAUAAAAAAUAUUAAAUGUC
Molecule: messenger RNA, 3106 nt
Organism: Coregonus clupeaformis (lake whitefish)
Lineage: Eukaryota; Metazoa; Chordata; Actinopteri; Salmoniformes; Salmonidae
Product: gamma-tubulin complex component 2-like
Exons: 18
Coding region: 115-2772 (885 amino acids)
Biological process (GO): mitotic cell cycle; cytoplasmic microtubule organization; meiotic cell cycle
Cellular component (GO): centrosome; gamma-tubulin small complex; spindle pole
Molecular function (GO): microtubule minus-end binding; gamma-tubulin binding
Source: RefSeq, a predicted model, not a curated record